AUUUCUUUCGCUGGUAAUAGGUGUUAACUGCAUUCAAAGAAAUGUUAAGUUUGCAAUGGAUACUGCUGUUUCGGGCUUCAAAUGUUCAGCUACGGAACAAAUUGGUGAUGUAAUUCUGACACUGGCCAUUCAGAUGUGCAUGAGCGUGUGCGCUAGUACCGAUGGCUGCAAGUCGGUAUUUUACACGCGUUCUGAGUGCGUAAGAUGCCGUUCUCGAUACAGGAAUGCUAGUGAUGCAAGACUACUUCCGAUGGUGGGAAGCGUCAGCUACACAACCGUUGUGCGGUGUAAUCCGGGAUGGCUGUCGUUCCUGGACUCGUGCUAUCUGAGGCAUUCGUCAACAAAGAUGACAUACGAUCAAACAAAGAAUUAUUGCUCGAGUCUUGGUGUUAAUGCGCACGUCCUGUAUAUUGAUUCGGACGAGGAAAAAGAUGUCGCUUCAAACGUUCUGCAAGCAAUCGGACCCGUUUGGAUAGGCAUACACUUGAAAGAUGGAAGCUGGAUCUCGUCCAUUGACGACACAUCGGUUGCUUAUUUUAAUUGGGCGUUGGGUGAGCCAAAUAAUACGGGAAACAGAGAACAUUGCGCUUACACCUAUUACGAAAAUUACCUAUGGAAUGAUUCUCCGUGUACCGAUCCAAACAAUGCCGUCUGUGAAAUAGACAUGUAGUUAAAAUUGUACACACACUUGUUCCUACAGUGCGCGCAACCAUCAAGAAAGCUGAUAAAUGCAUACUUCAUUGAGGACCUCUUCACUGCCGACUGAGUUUGACAGUUUUUUACUCGAAGCAGGCGUUGUCAUGGAUAACAAAGCGUUAAUAUCAUAGAUAACCAAGAAAACUUGAUCGCUGCGUGUUAAUUAUUUCCUUAUGAUUUUACGAAAAUUGGUUAGAUUAAACGCAUCUUUGCUAUUAAUGACCCCUAAAGUAUCAGCCCAUUAUUGAUUAGCUCAUGUUUAAAUCCUGGUCAUGUCUAUUGAACAUGUCUAUUGGUCAUGUCUAUUGGUCAUGUCUAUUGGUCAUGUCUAUUGGUCAUGUCUAUUGGUCAUGUCUAUUGGUCAUGUCUAUUGGUCAUGUCUAUUGGUCAUAUAUAUUAGUCAAGUAUAUUUGUCAUGGCUAUAGGUCAUGUCUAUUCGUCAUGUCUAUUGGUCAUGUAUAUUGGUAAUGUAUAUUGGUCAUGUCUAUUGGUCAUGUCUAUUUGUCAUGUCUAUUGGUCAUGUCUAUUGGUCAUAUAUAUAUAAGUCAAGUAUAUUGGUCAUGGUUAUUGGUCAUGUCUAUUGGUCAUGUCUAUUGGUCAUGUCUAUUGGUCAUGUCUAUUGGUCAUGUCUUUUGGUCAUGUCUAUUGGUCAUGCAUACUGGUCAUGUCUAUUGGUCAUGUCUAUUGGUCAUAUAUAUUAGUCAUGUCUAUUGGUCAUAUAUAUUAGUCAAGUAUAUUGGUCAUGGCUAUUGGUCAUGUCUAUUGGUCAUGUCUAUUGGUCAUAUAUAUUAGUCAUGUCUAUUGGUCAUAUAUAUUAGUCAAGUCUAUUGGCCAUGGCUAUUGGUCAUGUCUAUUGGUCAUGUCUAUUGGUAAUGUAUAUUGGUCAUGUCUAUUGGUCAUGGCUAUUUGGCAUGUCUACUGGUAAUGUCUUUUGGUCAUGUAUAUUGGUCAUAUCUUUUGGUCAUGUCUAUUAGUCAUGUCUAUCGUUCAUGUCUAUUGGUCAUGUCUAUUGGUCAUGUCUAUUGGUCAUAUAUAUUGGUCAUGUCUAUCGGUCAUGUCUAUUAGUCAUGUCUUAAUCCUGGUCAUGUAUACUGGUCAUGCCUAUUGGUCAUAUAUUUUUGGUCAUGUCUAUUGGUCAUGUCUAUUGGUCAUAUAUAUUAGCCAUGUCUAUUGGUCAUGUCUAUUGGUCAUGUCUAUUGGUCAUAUAUAUUUGUCAUGUCUAUUGGUCAUGUCUUUUGGUCAUGUCUAUUGUUUAUGUCUAAUGGUCAUUUCUUGUGGUCAUGUCUAUUGGUCAUGUCUAUUGGUAAUGUCUAUAUGUCAUGUCUAUUGGUCAUGUAUAUUUGUCAUGUCUAUUGGUCAUGUCUAUAGGUCAUGUCUAUUGGUCAUGUCCAUUGGUCAUGUCUAUUGGUGAUAUGUUAAUCGCACUACGAAUUUUUAGACACCAAAUUUCAGCUCAGCCAAUUUUGCAUGAUGAUUAUUUUUUUUUUAGAAUUUUGAUUUUCUUAAAACAAAUGCUGUAUUCAAAUAAACAUAGAACGGUCACUAUUAUCAAUAGAAGAAUGGUUGAGUUGUUUUUGCUAAGGAAAUUUCUGAAGAUAUGCGUGGCUCUUUUUGGUUUUUACUUUUACUUUUCAAUUUAUGAUGUGAUGUUGUUGUGUGUUAUUUCUUCUUUUAUAUUAUAUAAAUAUAUUGCGUAUAUAGCUUGCAUUUUUAUAUUUAUUCAACUGACUUGGCGAUAACAACAAUAAAAUAACUAUAAUCAAUAACACCUUCACCAAUUUGCACGACCGAACUUAUUUUCGAAAGAUUGAGUUGUUAUCGAAAUAUUAUCGAAAUAAGUUUUCAUUGAGUUCUAUUAGUACACGUUUUACAUCAUGAAGUUUCGUAUUGAUCUAUACCUUGCCAAUGUUUGUUUACACAACUUGUUCAUAAACGUUUAAUGUACUGUGUAUACGCUUUUCUAUGAAAUAAAUACUUAAUAUACCACCAACGUGCAUUAUUUAAUUGUAAUCACCCGUUGAUCAGUUUUCAUUUGUCUUUUAUACUUAAACUUUAUACAAGCCGUACACAUUUUUUUGCUGUUGUAUUAUUCUCAUUGAAGUAAAUUGUUUUCUUCGCGAAAUAUUUUCAUAACAUGAAUGUAUUAACGAUAAGGCUGAACUGUAUUGUUAAGAAAUGAAUUAAGAAAGAUCCAGCGUUAACACAGAGAUUUAUUCAAAAACUGAACUACCAUGUUUGUUUAAUUUUUUUUAUGAAAACUUAGAAUAAAAAAGGUCUAAUCAAACAUGUCAGUCAUACGACAUUUCUUUAAAAUCAUUUUUAAUGUAGAGUUUGGUUUAAUGAAUGAGAGGUACAUCAUUCACUUUAUAUCAUGUACUUAUCUAUCUGAGGGAAAUACAUUUCGUAUUUUGUUUUAUAUUUCUAACUAAUAAACACGUCUUAAAGAAAAUA
Messenger RNA from Dreissena polymorpha, 3147 nucleotides. Its product is annotated as C-type lectin BfL-2-like. The record is from RefSeq and is a predicted model, not a curated record. Gene Ontology annotation, molecular function: signaling receptor activity. The transcript has 4 exons. The coding region runs from base 56 to 670 and encodes 204 amino acids. Lineage: Eukaryota; Metazoa; Mollusca; Bivalvia; Myida; Dreissenidae.